UUUAAAUGUUUGCUUACAUUUGUUGUACAUUUGAUUAAAAAAUUUGUUAUUUAAUAGAAAGUAUUACUACUUCACUGGUUAUCAUAUGUUUUGCUUUUAUUUUCAAUGAUUUUAGAGUUUAUUUAAUUAUUUUAGUUUUGAAAAUCAUUUCAAUCAACAAAAAUGUAUCAAAUAUUUGGCAAUAGUUUUGUCCGACACAUGAGUUUUGUAUGGAUAUCGACCCGAAAACGGCUAAACACUCGACAAUUGUGUCGACAGACCAAUCGUGUCAUCAAAAGUCAUGUCUCGGUGUUCGCCAAGAGUUCGCCACUUAUGUUGUCAUUGAUGUGGUGGACAAACAAAGACAAACCAUUGGAUGAAAACAGUUUUAUGUCUCAAACCAUUACACCAUUCAAUGAAUUGAUUGCCAAUGAAAGUGAUAUGAAAUCAAAGUUUGAAUUAUUUGUUAUGAAAGUCCAGAAAGAAGUUUGUCUUGAAUUGCAAAAAGUUGAAGACAAAGAACACUUGAUUGAUACCCAAGUCGAUGGUCAGAAUCAAUCGGUAAAGUUUAAAGUAGACCGUUGGACACGAGCCGAGGGUGGCGGUGGUGUUACCUGUGUUUUAGAGGACGGACAGGUGUUUGAAAAAGCAGGCGUCAAUAUAUCGGUUGUCUACGGAAAACUGCCGACACCGGCGGCACAACAAAUGAGAAGCCGAGGAAAGACUCUUAAAGAGAACGCAGAUCUCAAGUUCUUCGCCUGUGGUGUCAGUUCUGUAAUACAUCCAAGAAAUCCAAACGUACCGACACUUCAUUUCAAUUAUCGAUAUUUUGAAGUGGAAGACGUGACCAAUAAUGAGAAGCACUGGUGGUUCGGUGGCGGAACUGAUAUGACUCCUUACAUACUCAAUGAAAAUGAUUGCAUUCAUUUCCAUAAGACUUUAAAGAAUAGCUGCGAUAAACAUAAUAAAGAUUAUUAUCCAAAAUUCAAGAAAUGGUGUGACGACUACUUUUUUAUUAACCAUCGCAAAGAAUGCCGAGGAAUCGGUGGAUUGUUUUUUGAUGACAUGGAUUAUCCCAACCAAAAGGAUUCCUUCGAGUUUGUCAAGUCUUGUGCUGAUUCUAUCACCACUUGUUAUAUACCUGUUGUUAAUAAUAAUGUAACAAAAGGUUAUUCUUAUGCCGACAGACAGUGGCAGCUCUUAAGGCGCGGAAGAUAUGUUGAAUUCAACCUAAUCUACGACAGAGGAACUAAGUUUGGACUUUUUACUCCCGGUGCCCGUUAUGAAAGUAUUCUAAUGUCGUUACCAUUAGUGGCCAAAUGGCAAUAUUGUCACUCACCUGAACCCAACUCUAAAGAAGACAAAUUAAUUCAAAUUCUCAAAACACCGAGAGAUUGGGUUUAA
This is a messenger RNA of Oppia nitens, 1383 nucleotides long. RefSeq names its product oxygen-dependent coproporphyrinogen-III oxidase-like (gene Coprox). NCBI's taxonomy places the organism in Eukaryota, Metazoa, Arthropoda, Arachnida, Sarcoptiformes, Oppiidae. Gene Ontology annotation, molecular function: coproporphyrinogen oxidase activity. The transcript has 3 exons. Bases 163 to 1383 code for a protein of 406 amino acids. Gene Ontology annotation, cellular component: cytoplasm; mitochondrial intermembrane space. The record is from RefSeq and is a predicted model, not a curated record.